Messenger RNA from Maniola jurtina (meadow brown), 1637 nucleotides. RefSeq names its product dynein regulatory complex subunit 2. The coding region runs from base 56 to 1582 and encodes 508 amino acids. The transcript has 9 exons. The record is from RefSeq and is a predicted model, not a curated record. Gene Ontology annotation, biological process: regulation of cilium movement; axonemal dynein complex assembly; cilium-dependent cell motility. Gene Ontology annotation, cellular component: axoneme; axonemal dynein complex. Lineage: Eukaryota; Metazoa; Arthropoda; Insecta; Lepidoptera; Nymphalidae.
UUUUUUUAAUUUUAGACCAUUUCCUGUACUAACGCAGACAGCCUGAAAUAUCACAAUGCCGAAAAAAGGCAAAGUGAACAAGUUGGCGCGCAUGUCAGAUGAAGAACGGGCUCGGUAUCUUCAACAUCGAGCCGAUGUUGAGGAAGAAGCUCGCAGAAGGAAGCGAGAACUUAUUGCACGAUUCAUUAAGAAUAAAUUGGAUAAAGAAGAAUCCUUUGCGAAAAUAAACACAGCGAAGAUAAAUCAAGAAUGGCGAUACAUUCUACGCAGGAUCAAAUGCAAGCAAAUGGCUUUGGACAUACAGGGGAUGAUGAGCAGUUUCAACUUCUUGUUGGAGAGGAAGAAUCGCCUUCUGGCCUUCUUGAUGAGUUCCAUAGAAGAUUCCGAUGACCAGCACCGAAGAGCGUUCCAAGCACACACAGAAACUUUGAGCUACUUUCUUAAAAUAGGCUCUCAGCGUCUCGACAAAUUACAAUCGGCAUAUGAAUUUCAAAAGAACAACUUCCUUGAGACUUGGGACAAGGAAGAGAUGGAUAUCACGGACAACCAGGACAGGGCAGAGUUCAAGUUGACGCUGGUGACAUACAUCCAGGAUCGGGACUUUCAGAUCUUCAAGAAGGAGAAGGAAAUACAAAGAGCGACCGAGAAAAAUGAUACACGUCUUGAGUAUGAAGAAGAAAUGCACAAUCUCUGCAAGCCGAAACAGUUGGAAAUAGACAUGUACUGGACGAAGCUCCGAGACAUCUACAACAUGUAUUUGGAGAAGCAUAAUCCCAUCAUGGCCCACUACAACACUUUGCGGGAAAAGGACGAAUUCUAUCAAAGUGACAUCGCCAAAAACGAGAUCCAGAUUCAACACGCUACGGAGGUUCUGAUAACACUCCAAAGUGAAUGGAUAAAGUCGACGAACGUUAUGAACAACAAACUCAGGCGUAUGAACAAUCAUAAGGAAGAAUUGGCUAAGAAACAUUGGCAGAUGAAGAGAGAGACGAAAGUAGCGCGAGGAAAGGAGGAAGAAAUGUUAGCUGUGUUGGUCGAUGCUAGUCAGGAUGCCAUAAAGCGACUUCAAAGCGUAAGUGAUAAAUUGGAAAAAAUCAAACAAAUGGGUGAGAUCUGCAGUAAAUACGAAAAAGACAAUGACAAGCUAUUUCUUGAGGAACCUGAGGACAAUGGAGCUGCUGAUGAUUUUGAAACCUUGGACAGCGCGAUGAUUGACGAAUGCAAAGAGUAUAAAAAGAUGGACAAAUUCCUGUUAAAAGUCAACAGAGUGAAAGUCCAGACAAUGUGCCUUAAAACGGAGAGGAUCAAGCUUGCUAAGGAGAACAUCCAACUGAAGCAGUACAUCAAGAGAUACUUGACUGAAUUGGCUCUGAAAGGAGGGAAGGAGAGGCCUUUGAGUAUGAAGAUACAGUCCGAAAUGCAGAAGAUCGAUUUGAAUGGGAAAUUAUUAAACCGUCCUGUGACCUGCAUAGAGGGAGCCCUGUCAAAUGCUGUGCUGCAUGAGAAAAGAAUGAAGCUAGAAGAGAAGAAAAUCAAGGAAUUAGGAUCCAUCAGAGCCUACCCUCGAGUUUUUUGUUCAUAACACGAAGGUUUAUUGGAUCAGUAAUCAAUAAUAAUAUUAUAAUCUUUAUCAUAAU